UUUUUCAUUUUUGUUUGUCUGUCUGUUCGUCUUAUGGCAAAAACGUGACAUUGUUUUGCUACAACGUUGUAACCCAUUUUUGCAGCUUCGGCCAAAAUGAGUGAUGAUGGUGCCACCGCGGGCGCUGAAGGUGACUGGGUUCCAAAGGAAGAGCUAAUUCAGUUGCUCACUAAUAUGGGGGUGUCAAGGAAUGCAGCUAUCAAGGCACUGUUUCACACUGGGAACUACAGUGCAGACUUGGCCGCAGCAUGGAUAUUUGAGAAUCAAGAUCAGGACUUGGAUGCGCCAUUUGACUUUGAGGAAGGAAGUUCAGACAGCUCAGAGGACGAAAUAGGAGACUACAUAGCAGAGGGAGAUUUUCACAAGAUGGUGUUUGUGGUCAACUCAGAGCUGAAUAUGGGUGUUGGAAAAGUGGCAGCACAAGUUGCACAUGCUGCGCUGGGCAUUCAUCGUCUUAUAUUGGACAAUCAGCAAAAGUUUGGGGAAAUGUUGCUACAUUGGGAGCAGUAUGGAGAGACAAAAAUAGUAUUAAAAGGGACAAAUAAAGAAGAGUUAAUAGCAUUGGCAGUAAAGGCAGAAGCAUUAGGUCUUCCAAAUUAUAUAGUACAGGAUGCUGGGAGAACACAGAUAGCAUCUGGCUCGGUCACAGUGCUUGGAAUAUUUGGUAAAAUUAAAGACAUUGAUCAAGUGACAGGACAACUUAAGUUGUUAUAACACACGUGAAUGGUUCUGGAAGCACAAAGACAAUUUAGAUGUGGUUCUAUGGGACUCUGUAUACAGACUUCCCUCUUCAAGCUGGAGUCACAGGGAGAUUUUUCUCCCCCAGACAUACACAAAUAUUUUUCUGUGUAUAUCUUGACAUAUAUAUGGUUUUAGGUCCUGUACACCGACUUCCCGAUACCAGGGCCACUAAAUAAAUAGAUUUCAUAAAAAUUCUUAAAUUAUUUUAAAGAGAUUUUUAAUUAUUCAGUAGAUUCUUCGAUGAAUUUUCUAUAUUAUGAAUUCUUCAAUAAGUUUUUUUUUUUAGCUUGAUAUUUCAAGAUACUCAUCAGGCUAAUUCUGUGCAUAUUCCUGU
Lingula anatina is the source of this 1075-nucleotide messenger RNA. Its product is annotated as putative peptidyl-tRNA hydrolase 2. Gene Ontology annotation, molecular function: peptidyl-tRNA hydrolase activity; protein binding. The record is from RefSeq and is a predicted model, not a curated record. Gene Ontology annotation, cellular component: cytosol. NCBI's taxonomy places the organism in Eukaryota, Metazoa, Brachiopoda, Lingulata, Lingulida, Lingulidae.